GCAAGGUUCUACUAUAAUGUAGCAGAAAGCGACCUCGAGUUGCAGUGGGAGGCGGGGGAUGCCAUUUCAAAGGCAAUAUAAGCGGCGCUCGUUGUGAAGGAAACUUCAUUAAGAAUGCACAACUGAAUGCCCUGAAUGAACUCUGGAGGCAGGCAAAUACAGCGAAUCAACCUGUAAAGAAGCUGUCAGGGCGCAGCGCGCGGGCGCCACACGGAUUCGAUGGGAACGUCAAAGUUGCGCUCGGAGGUGAGAUCUCCCUUCCCACGAAGCGCGUGGCGUCGGCAGUAGCACCGUGGGGGAAUAAGAAUUCCUGCGAUUCCUUUAUUUAAAAAGCCCGUGUUUUCAGCGAGCAGCAUGAGCGUGCUGUCGGUAGUCGUGUCACUGCUGCUUUCUGGACUGCUGUCCGGUUCCGCGCGCGGUCGGAGCGGUGCAGAAGAGAAACUGUGGGAGACGCUGUACUCGCGCUCGCUCGCGCGCAACCCAUGGGAGAAGAGGGACAUCAGUCAGGACAGGGACUAUCUUACGGGAAUCAAAAGACUCCGACGUCUCUACUGCAAUGUGGGCAUCGGCUUUCAUUUACAGGUGUUACCGGACGGGAAAAUAAACGGAACACAUAACGAAAACGGAUACAGUCUCCUUGAGAUCUCUCCGGUGGAUAGGGGAGUCGUCACCCUCUUCAGUGUACACAGCCGCCUCUUCGUAGCAAUGAACAUCAAAGGGAAUCUCUACGGAUCUAGUCAGUACAACAGUGAGUGCACGUUUAGGGAGACUCUCCUGGCCAAUAACUACAACACGUACGAGUCUGUGGCCCAUCCAGCCAUGUACGUGGCACUGAGCAAAACAGGUCGAGCCAAGCGGGGAAACCGGGUCACCACAGCGAUGACAGUGACCCACUUCCUGCCCAGGAUGUGAACACAGAAACGGGAUGUGGGAUCCCAACGGCACUUUACACCUCCUCCCACCAACACAUAUUUACAUCCCUUAUUUAUGUUGAUAUCGGUUAUUUACAGUAUUUAUUGCAAUUUUCAAAGUGUAAUGUGUGAAUGGGAACUGGGUGUUAAACAUGUUUUCUUUAUAUGUGUAUAGAAAACCACGAUAUGCUGCUACAUGGCAAAGGGAUAUUUAACAAUAUAUGUUUGCACUGUGGAAGUGCAGCAUAAAAUUACUACACUUUAAUCAUAUACUUUAGACAGAAUGGAAGAGGAUUGUGGUUAUAGGACAGCUGCUAUAACUGUUAUACAAAUAAAAGCUUAAAGCUUCGCUUUGGACAUUAAUGACUUAAAUCAAGACCAAAGACGUGAAAGUGCUUGGGCAGCAUUUGAACAUGGAGGAACGUGGCUCGUGCUGUGAUUUCUGGAAUGGCUUUUCCAAGCAAACAUUCCUGAACAACACUGCUAAAACUUCCCCAAAUUCAGUUACACCAGCAAUGCUAAGGUAAACAUUUGAAAAAUAAACUACGGCAACUUGCUAAUCGUGAGACUUGUUUUAACCGUGGCAGGGAUGUCUUGGAGAUUGCUGUAACUGACCUGUUUUCAUGUUAAUCCAAGCUUCUCUACCUCACUGGAAUGAUGGGAUACAGAGCGGCUGUUCUGGAUCUUGGCGAUUUUGAACAAUUUGUGAUUCUUUCAGUCAUUUUUUUAAUCAGACAAACACAAUCCAUUCUUAAUCCAUUAUUACAUAUAUGCUGGAUGGAGGUUGAAGUCAGUUCUGGAUUACAGUUCUGAUUUAUGGUUCAUAACCUGCAGUGUGUUUUAGGUUUGGAGGGAAUAUUAUGGGGUUAUUCAGCAGUUAGUGCAGAUCUGUGUGUGUGUGUGUGUGUGUGUGUGUG
Molecule: messenger RNA, 1828 nt
Organism: Electrophorus electricus (electric eel)
Lineage: Eukaryota; Metazoa; Chordata; Actinopteri; Gymnotiformes; Gymnotidae
Product: fibroblast growth factor 4B-like
Molecular function (GO): growth factor activity
Source: RefSeq, a predicted model, not a curated record